Messenger RNA from Helobdella robusta, 1038 nucleotides. RefSeq lists its product as hypothetical. Gene Ontology annotation, molecular function: alpha-(1->3)-fucosyltransferase activity. Gene Ontology annotation, cellular component: membrane. The record is from RefSeq and is a predicted model, not a curated record. Bases 1 to 1038 code for a protein of 345 amino acids. The transcript is spliced from 4 exons. NCBI's taxonomy places the organism in Eukaryota, Metazoa, Annelida, Clitellata, Rhynchobdellida, Glossiphoniidae.
AUGUGGCAGGGUCUCAAGAAAUCGGUAGUUCCGAUAUACAACAGCAAACUUCAGUCGGUUAAAAACAAGCCAGAUUGGAAUUCUCUUCUGAAGUUCAUCUUCGUUUACGACAUCCCCAGCGAUGUUGGUCUCGGCAGGGAGGCCUUCAUAACCAGCAAGUGUCCUGUCUCAUCCUGCUACAUUACCAACAAUCCCAUGCUACGGAGAGUAUCUCACAUCUUCUUCCUCCAAGAUACAAUGCAAGUUCCAGCCAGGAAGCCCAAAGGUCAAAUUUGGCUGAGUAGGAUUCUUGAAUCUCCGAUCAACUCGUUCGUGCCUAGUGGGGUAAAAACUUAUUUAAACUGGACUGCAACUUAUAGAUGGGAUUCUACCAUUGUCACUCCAUACGCCAAAUUCGUCAGCAAUUCUGAUAUCAAAAACUCCGCCAGAAAUCACACACUCAUCAAGAAAAGGCAUUUGGUAGCAUGGUUCGCCUCGAACUGCAUGACAGAUAACGACAGGUAUGGCUACGUAAAUGAGUUGAAGCAAUACAUUCCUGUAGACGUGUAUGGCCAGUGUGGCGACCUACACUGCUCCAGAAGCGACGAGAAAAGUUGCUUCCAAAUCCUCUCAGAUAAAUACAAAUUUUAUCUAUCAUUCGAGAACUCCAACUGUGAUUAUUACAUCACCGAGAAGUUAUUUCUCAAUGCCUUGUCGAACAACGUAGUGCCAGUAGUGAUGGGAGCCAGGAAAGAGGAUUACCUGAAAUCCGCACCUCCCAAUUCCUUCAUAUCCGUCGAGGACUUCCCCGACGCCAAAUCCCUAGCCAACUACCUCCUCUACCUGGAUGGAAAUGAAGAGAUGUACAACAAAUAUCUGGCCUGGAAAGGCAGUGGUCAGUUUAUCAACACGAAGUUUUGGUGCAGAGUUUGCGCGCUAGUCCAAGAUGACGACCGCCCGAACAUGUGGUAUGAGGGGUUUUCCGAUUGGUGGUCGCACCCGGGGGCUUGCAGACAGGGCAGGUGGGAGGAAAAGGGAGAGAGUGGAGUGGUGUCCUGA